Molecule: messenger RNA, 1884 nt
Organism: Neogale vison (American mink)
Lineage: Eukaryota; Metazoa; Chordata; Mammalia; Carnivora; Mustelidae
Gene: MLX
Product: MAX dimerization protein MLX
Exons: 8
Coding region: 56-790 (244 amino acids)
Biological process (GO): regulation of transcription by RNA polymerase II
Cellular component (GO): nucleus
Molecular function (GO): DNA-binding transcription factor activity, RNA polymerase II-specific; RNA polymerase II cis-regulatory region sequence-specific DNA binding; protein dimerization activity
Source: RefSeq, a predicted model, not a curated record
UUCCUCGCAGCGGGGGGCCCGCCCGUGGGCUGGUUUCCGGUUUGGUGGGUCGGAGAUGACGGAGCCGGGCGCCUCUCCGGACGACCCCUGGGUCAAGGUGGAAUACGCCUACAGCGACAACAGUCUGGACCCCGGGCUUUUUGUAGAAAGUACCCGAAAGGGGAGUGUAGUGUCCAGAGCUAAUAGCAUCGGUUCCACCAGUGCCUCUUCUGUCCCCAAUACAGAUGACGAGGACAGCGAUUACCACCAGGAGUCCUACAAGGAGUCCUACAAGGACCGGCGGCGGCGAGCACACACACAGGCUGAGCAGAAGAGGAGAGACGCCAUCAAGAGAGGCUAUGAUGACCUUCAGACUAUCGUCCCCACUUGCCAGCAGCAGGACUUCUCCAUUGGUUCCCAGAAGCUCAGCAAAGCCAUCGUUCUACAGAAGACCAUUGACUACAUCCAGUUUUUGCACAAGGAGAAGAAAAAGCAGGAGGAGGAAGUGUCCAUGCUACGCAAGGAUGUCACAGCCCUGAAGAUCAUGAAAGUGAACUACGAGCAGAUUGUGAAGGCACACCAGGACAACCCCCAUGAGGGGGAAGACCAGGUCUCUGACCAGGUCAAGUUCAAUGUGUUUCAAGGCAUCAUGGACUCCCUAUUCCAGUCCUUCAAUGCCUCCAUCUCCGUGGCCAGCUUCCAGGAGCUGUCAGCCUGUGUCUUCAGCUGGAUUGAGGAGCACUGUAAGCCUCAGACCCUCCGGGAGAUAGUGAUUGGUGUCCUGCACCAGCUGAAGAACCAGCUCUACUGACCAGUGCCCCGAACCCACAGAAGAGCCAGUGAGAGGCCCAGUCUCCUGCUUGGCCACAGAGCCGCUGGCCCUCUGAGAUCAGACUCGAUGCUGCACACAGGUCCCCUGGUUCCCGGCGUUUGGUUCCCCGACACCCCUCAUCCUCAGUGGGGCUGGGGUGUUUAUUUUGUGAAAGCUUUAAUUUAUUAUAUUGACCACAAAACUCGAGCCUCUUGUCUUUCCCCGCUCCCCGUAAAAAUCCUCAGGGUGGGGGUCUGCUCUGGGCAUCCCCAAGAGCUCCCGUCCUCUCCCCUUCUAAGCCUCAGAUUUUUGCUCCAGAUCUACACGUAUCUGGGAGCUACUAUUUGCAUUUGGUUUGGUCUCUUGGACCAGAUUUGGGCAACACCUGGCCCGAUUUGGCCAUUUUGGCAGUAGUUGGACAGAAAGAAAGGAACAUGAGGAAAUACUCUCACAGCCAUGAAGUGUGACAGGCUGCCUUAUACCUGGGCUAGGGCUCCCUGGUGGGCCCAAGGUGGGACCCGGGCUCUGCUGGCCAGCUCUGGGCAGGGCUGCCAGGAUCCUGCCCUCACCUGCUACUCCAUCGCCUCUCUUACCUGCUCCGGGUGCUAGAGGGAAGCAGCCUUCCUGUGUGCUCCUGCUCCCUCUGUGCCCACAGGCAGGAGCACAGCACAGAGAAGUCAAGUGUGACACACAGCACUACGUGGUAAUAGUUUUGUUUUGUUUUUAAUUUUCUAAAUAAACACCAACAGUGCAGUUUUGCUAAACUUACAAUUUUGGAAAACAAACUGGGCCUCAGAACCACUCCCACCCUUCCUGUCAAGUAUCUGGGUCUCCAUCCCGUGCUGCCUGCAUCUCUCCCAGGACUUGAGGUCAGAGUGAAGGGAUAGAGAAGGUAUUUAAAGGCCUCCUGGGGUACAGAGCUCCAAGAAGUCCUGGGUAAGGCCUUGGGCUCCUUGAAUGCUAUAUACAGUUUCCUGUCUCUACUCUGUAGCCUUCUGCAGGGUUAUACCUGGGAGGUUUGGUUAUCCAAAGGAAAUUUAAGUAUUUUUAUAUCAAAUUGUAUUACAAUAAAUACUGCCAAAUGCUUUCCUUUA